AUGUCUAGCAGCAGCUCCAGCAGUGAUGAUAUGAGUGACAGUAUUUCAAGUGCUACGGGUAGAUCCAGUGCCAUGUUUGCCAGUUCUAGCUCAAGCUAUAGCAACUACAGUAAUAGCAGCUCAACCAACAGCAGUUCAACUAGCAGUAACUCCACAAGUAUCAGCUCAGCCAAUAGCACUUCAAGUAGCAGCACUUCAAGCAUUGGCAGUAGUCCCAAUGGUAGCAGCUCUAGUAGCAGUAACUUUAGCAGUAGUAGUUCCAGCUUUAGCAGUUCCAGCAGUAGCAGUUCCAGCAGUAGCAGUUCCAGCAGUAGCAGCUCAAGCAGUAGCAGAUACAAUAGCAGUAGUUCAUACAGUUCCAGUUCUGCUAGUGACAGCUCCAACAAUGAAGACCCAGAGAGUGUCAUUGGUACAGACAGGAGCAGACUCGAAAGCAACCCACAUGCCCCUGAUCCAAGAGUAAACAGUGAGAAUUCGGAUGGCAAUACCAGUGAUUCUUAUAUUGACAUCACAGAUAUAGAUGUACCCGACAGCAGUGAAAGUCUUUCAACAGGAUAUCUACACCUUCAUGCCAACACUUUCCCGGGAAGUAGUCAUACUGUACCCCAAAGCAACACGGAUUAUAUUGUUCUGCCAUCUCUUCCACCAAGUGAAAUACCAGAGGAUACCAACAAUGAAUUGGCAUUUGGUGAUCCUUUGACAACAGAGGAAGUCAUAUCAAGCCUUGGGUGGAAUCCUUUCAAAAAGUUGACUCCUCCACCUACAUACUUUGAAGAUUACAAUGCUAUAUUCCCUCCAGCAUUUAGGUCAGCGCCUCCUAUUAAUGUUGUACAACUUCUGCAGCGUGAAGAUUUCCGGCCAUUGAUAGACGCUCUUGGCCUAGAACCUGAGGAGCUUGUUCACGUAGCAGCUUUACUAGACCCUGAUCUACUCCCUGAAGAUGACUACGACUCUAGGGUUGCUAUUUUAGAAGAUCUUCCACCUGGGGAAGGGGAGUUUAUGGAAACAGACUCUUUGACACAGGAUAUUCACCAGAAUCUUGAAACCAUGCCAGCCAUCGUAGAGACUCCUUUUGGCGAUUUUCUUGAUGGAACAGUUGUCCUGGACGGUGGAAAGACUGUAACAAGUCAAAAUAUCAUCAAACAAGAUGGAGAUGCAUGUGAAGUAGCCAAUAUGGGCAUUUCUUUCCCCCGUCUGAGCCAAGAAUCAGGCAACAGACGUCUGAAAAAUCAAAGUUCCAAUUCACAGUCUGUCACUGCAUUGAAAGCCCAAGGACAAGCAAUGUCAUCCACUGCCUCACAAACAGAAGUACAAGAAUCUCCCUCAAAAGUGAAGGAAACUUCCUCAAUUACCUUAGAAGCACAAGAAGAGCUAUCUGAUUCAGAAAACGGUGGUUCAUCGCUAUCAUCAGAAGCGGCAGUGUCUUCCACUUGCAAGACCCGGGAUGGAGACCAGAGCCAACCUUCUUUGACUUAG
Messenger RNA from Penaeus monodon (black tiger shrimp), 1476 nucleotides. Its product is annotated as cell wall protein DAN4-like. The record is from RefSeq and is a predicted model, not a curated record. The transcript is spliced from 6 exons. NCBI's taxonomy places the organism in Eukaryota, Metazoa, Arthropoda, Malacostraca, Decapoda, Penaeidae. The coding region runs from base 1 to 1476 and encodes 491 amino acids.